Fopius arisanus is the source of this 1803-nucleotide messenger RNA. Its product is annotated as fatty-acid amide hydrolase 2. Gene Ontology annotation, cellular component: endomembrane system. The coding region runs from base 146 to 1732 and encodes 528 amino acids. The record is from RefSeq and is a predicted model, not a curated record. NCBI's taxonomy places the organism in Eukaryota, Metazoa, Arthropoda, Insecta, Hymenoptera, Braconidae. The transcript is spliced from 10 exons.
AUUGGGAAAUUUGCAAUCGAUUUAAGUGCAAGCCUUUUCCCACGCGUCCAGACUUUUUCCAAAUUUUUAAAUUAUUUUAUAAGAGUCGAAAUUCAUGUAGAAGUAAUUGAAUAUUGAAGCAAUUCAUGUGGAUUUAUUGCUAAGAAUGCUCCUAAUCCUACGGCUCGCAUUCUGGAUGACAUCAGUUCUCCUAAGGAUAUCCCAACCAUUUUUCUGGUUUCGGCAUCGUAAGCAGCCCCAGAAAAUACCACCGACAUCCAAUCCUCUUCUUCAAUUGAGUGCUAGUGAAUUAGCGAAAAAAAUUCGCCUGCGUCAGGUAUCAAGUGAGGCUGUGGUAACUGCCUACAUCGAGAGAAUAAAGCAAGUGAAUCCCGUUGUCAAUGCAGUCGUUGAUCAUCGGUACGAAGAUGCCAUCAAGGAAGCACAAGAAUGUGACAAAAUUUUCGACAGUGGUGAAGUCACUAUUGAUUAUAUUGUCACCAAUAAACCAUUAUUUGGUGUACCCUUCACAAUUAAAGAAAGUUGUGCAGUGAAAGGUCUCAGUUUCACUGGCUGUACGACGAUGCGACGUGGAAUCAAAGCAGAUGAAGACUGUCUCGCUGUAAUAAAAAUGAAAAAUGCAGGUGCAAUCGCUCUGUGUGUAACAAAUACUCCAGAAUUAUGUUGUACUUUUGAAACUACUAAUUUCGUUUACGGUACUACAACCAAUCCGUACGAUGGAAGACGAUCAGCUGGUGGUUCUUCUGGAGGCGAGGGUGCCCUUUUGGGAGCUGGUGCAUCACUCAUAGGUGUUGCUUCUGAUACAGCUGGAUCUAUUCGACUUCCGGGUCUCUUCAACGGCAUCUUUGGACAUAAACCCACACCCGGAGUAGUGCCACUCGAAGGUCAUUAUCCACUGAUCAAUGAUUGCAAAUUUCAAAAGUACCUGGUCCUUGGCCCGAUGGCGAGGUACACCGAGGACCUGAUGCUGGCGUUCAAGAUCAUGUCCGCAGGGUGUAAGCAGAACUUAAGACUAGAUGAGCCCGUCGAAUUGUCCAAGCUCAAGGUAUUCUACAUGGAGAGUAUUGACACUUUCGGAUUGACGCCUACUAAUGAAGACACCAGAAGUUCAAUUCGUCGAGCUCUCAAGCAUUUUGAAAAACGAGGUGCAAGAGUCAGCAAGCCCGAACUUGAGGGAAUCACUGACAUUUGUGAAUUGGGAAUUGCAGCUUUCCUCGAUAUAGAGGAGAAGCUGACGUUUUUGAUGAAUCCCAACAAUAAAGAGGAGCGGGUGAAUUCAACGAUUGAAUUCAUGAAAUCCCUACUAGGAUUAUCCCAAUACAGUAGGCCAGCAAUUGUGAUGACUAUGUUUCAGGAUAUGAACGGGUUCAUGACUCUAUCAGAAGUGCCGAAAUACAUGAGAAAAAUGGAGGAAUUGAAGCUCACGCUUUUGGAUCUCCUCGGAGAUGACGGUGUGUUUUUGUAUCCAACAUUCACCGGUGCAGCUCCACUUCUCGGCCAAACAAUGAUGCACUCAACAGCUGCAAGCUAUUCUUUACUGUGUAAUGCCCUAGGUUUCCCCUCGACUCAGAUACCCAUGGGACUGAAUGCCCGAGGUCUCCCCACGGGAUUCCAGGUGUUCGCUGCUCCACAUCAGGACCGUCUGUGCCUGGCCGUAGCUGCAGAAUUAGAGCAAGUGUUUGGUGGCUGGAUACCCCCCACCACUGCUAAUUAUUCUGACGAUAUUUUAUAAUUCGUAUCAAAAUGUCGAAUACAUAAUAGGUUGUUUAUUGCGUGGAAAAAUAAAGAGAGUACAAGAUCGUA